Carlito syrichta (Philippine tarsier) is the source of this 2638-nucleotide messenger RNA. RefSeq names its product ATP binding cassette subfamily C member 4 (gene ABCC4). The record is from RefSeq and is a predicted model, not a curated record. The annotation marks the transcript as partial. The transcript is spliced from 21 exons. Gene Ontology annotation, cellular component: plasma membrane. Gene Ontology annotation, biological process: transmembrane transport. Gene Ontology annotation, molecular function: ATP hydrolysis activity; ATP binding; ABC-type transporter activity. Lineage: Eukaryota; Metazoa; Chordata; Mammalia; Primates; Tarsiidae.
AUGGAAACUUCAAAGAGCAUCAUUUCUUCAGUGGAGUCAUUUCAAAGAAAUGCGGGAAAAGGAAAUGGUCCGCUGUGUGCUCACCUUUCUGCUGUGGAGAUGUACAGAGAUAAGUGGUGGCUCAACCCCUUGUUUAAAAUUGGUCACAAACGGAGAUUAGAAGAAGAUGAUAUGUAUUCGGUGCUUCCAGAAGAUCGCUCAAAGCACCUUGGAGAAGAGUUGCAAGGGUACUGGGAUAAAGAGGUUUUAAGAGCCGAGAAUGACGCACAGAAGCCUUCUUUAACAAAAGCAAUCAUAAAGUGUUACUGGAAACCUUAUUUAAUUUUGGGAAUUUUUACAUUAAUUGAGGAAGGCACCAAAGUAGUUCAGCCCAUAUUUUUGGGGAAAAUUAUUAAUUACUUUGAAGAUUAUGAUCCCACGGACUCUGCGGCUUUGUACACAGCCUACGCCUAUGCCACGGUGCUGACUUUUUGUACUCUCAUCUUGGCCAUAUUGCAUCACUUGUAUUUUUACCACGUUCAGUGUGCUGGCAUGAGGUUAAGAGUAGCUAUGUGCCAUAUGAUUUAUCGGAAGGCACUCCGUCUUAGUAACAUGGCCAUGGGAAAGACAACCACAGGCCAAAUAGUCAAUCUGCUGUCUAAUGAUGUGAACAAAUUUGAUCAGGUAACCGUCUUUUUACACUUUCUAUGGGCAGGACCACUGCAAGCUAUCGCAGUGACUGCCCUUCUCUGGAUGGAAAUAGGAAUCUCGUGUCUUGCUGGGAUGGUAGUUCUAAUUAUUCUUCUGCCUUUGCAAAGCUGCAUUGGAAAGUUGUUCUCAUCACUGCGGAGUAAAACUGCAACUUUCACAGACAUCAGAAUCAGGACCAUGAAUGAAGUUAUAACUGGCAUAAGGAUAAUAAAAAUGUAUGCUUGGGAAAAGUCAUUUGCAGAGCUUAUCACCAAUUUGAGAAGGAAGGAAAUUUCCAAGGUUCUGAGCAGCUCCUACCUCAGAGGGAUGAAUUUGGCGUCGUUUUUUAGUGCAAGCAAAAUCAUUGUAUUUGUGACCUUCACUGCCUACGUGCUCUUUGGCAACGUGAUCACAGCCAGCCGAGUGUUUGUGGCAGUGACGUUGUACGGGGCGGUGCGACUGACAGUCACCCUGUUCUUCCCUUCAGCCAUUGAGAAGGUAUCAGAGGCGAUCGUCAGCAUCCGAAGAAUCCAGGACUUUCUGUUACUUGAUGAGAUAUCACAGUACAAUUCCCAACUGCCAUCAGAUGGUAAAAUGAUGGUGCACAUGCAAGACUUGAGUGCUUUUUGGGAUAAGGCAUUAGAAACCCCAACGCUUCAAGGCCUUUCCUUUACUGUCAGACCCGGUGAAUUGUUAGCUGUGGUCGGACCCGUGGGAGCAGGAAAGUCAUCACUGUUAAGUGCAGUGCUCGGGGAACUGCCCCCGAGUGAGGGCCUUGUCCGCGUGCAUGGAAGAAUCGCCUAUGUUUCUCAGCAGCCCUGGGUGUUUUCAGGAACUGUACGGAGUAAUAUUUUAUUUGGGAAGAAAUAUGAAAAGGAACGAUACGAAAGAGUAAUAAAGGCUUGUGCUUUGAAAAAGGAUUUACAACUUUUGGAGGAUGGCGAUCUGACUGUGAUAGGAGAUCGCGGAACCACACUGAGUGGAGGGCAGAAAGCGCGGGUCAACCUCGCAAGAGCAGUAUAUCAAGAUGCUGACAUCUACCUCCUGGAUGAUCCUCUCAGUGCUGUGGAUGCAGAAGUUAGCAGGCACUUGUUCGAACUGUGUAUUUGUCAAACCUUGCAUGAGAAGAUCACCAUUUUAGUGACUCAUCAGUUGCAGUACCUCAAAGCUGCAAGUCAGAUUCUGAUAUUGAAAGAUGGUGAAAUGGUGCAGAAAGGGACUUACACUGAGUUUCAGAAAUCUGGGGUGGAUUUUGGUUCCCUUUUAAAGAAUGAAAACGAGGAAGCUGAACAUCCUCCAGUCCCGGGGACUCCCACGCUGAGGAACCGGACCUUCUCGGAGUCUUCGGUUUGGUCUCAGCAGUCUUCUAGACCCUCCUUGAAAGAUGGUGCUCUAGAGGGCCAAGAAAUUGAGAAUACACUGGUAAUGGCACCAGAGGAGAGCCGUUCUGAAGGAAAAGUUGGUUUUAAGGCCUACAGGAAUUACUUCACAGCUGGUGCUCAUUGGACUGUCAUCAUUUUCCUUAUUCUCAUAAACCUUGCAGCUCAGGUCGCAUAUGUUCUUCAGGAUUGGUGGCUUUCGUACUGGGCAAACAAACAAAGUAUGCUGAAUGCCACUGUAAAUGGAGGAGGGAAUGUAACUGAGAAGCUAGAUCUUAACUGGUACUUAGGAAUUUAUUCAGGUUUAACUGUAGCCACCGUACUCUUUGGCAUAGCUAGAUCUUUGUUGGUAUUCUACGUCCUUGUUCAUUCUUCCCAAACUUUGCACAACAAAAUGUUCGAGUCAAUUCUGAAAGCUCCAGUAUUAUUCUUUGAUAGAAAUCCAAUAGGAAGAAUUUUAAAUCGUUUUUCCAAAGACAUUGGACAUUUGGAUGAUUUGCUGCCCCUGACAUUUUUAGAUUUCAUCCAGAGACAAUGUCUUGCUAUAUUGCCUAGGCUGGUCUCAAACUCCUGGGCUCAAGCAGUCCUCC